This is a messenger RNA of Nothobranchius furzeri (turquoise killifish), 12286 nucleotides long. It is a transcript of the gene gucy1a2, whose product is annotated as guanylate cyclase 1, soluble, alpha 2. Gene Ontology annotation, cellular component: guanylate cyclase complex, soluble. Gene Ontology annotation, biological process: cGMP biosynthetic process; response to oxygen levels. Lineage: Eukaryota; Metazoa; Chordata; Actinopteri; Cyprinodontiformes; Nothobranchiidae. Gene Ontology annotation, molecular function: heme binding; guanylate cyclase activity. The record is from RefSeq and is a predicted model, not a curated record.
ACACUGAUGCGCACACAGAUGAGCUGACAUUUUAAUCGUUACGCACAUCUCGGGGGUAACUAAAUAAAUCAAGAAAAGAUUCUCAUCAGAACUUCAGUGCUUUACACUGGACACUGCUCAGCGCGGCUGGGAGCGAACACGGACAAUGAGCUGAAGAUCUGUAGAGGGGUUUGUAGUGCAGCGCAGAACCACAGUGAUGCGGUAAGAUUUCCUUCCACUGAAGCGGUCUGGAAAUGCUGUCUCUCUGAGGGAUGUGUCACCUGGAAAAAUGUUCUCUGAUUAUGAAAUUUUGGCUGAAUAGCGCUUGUUCCCGUCUCCAAUAUGGGCACGCAUGACACAUCCAGUCUGUCUGAGGCAGAAUAACCUCUUCAGCUCAGAAAGCACCUGUUGAGACAUUUGAUCAUGCACAAAGUUUAUGUGGAGCAGAAGCAGUCGGGCCACGGCAGGUGAAAUGUUCCUAGCCUACAUGAAGUGAAACUGUUUAGUUGUAACAUUAAUAUGUUACUGGACACACUGGUCUGGUUGGUUAGACCAGUGUUUGAAGUGGAAAACACACACACACCAAUUAAAAUAAUGGUGAUAGCGUGGACUAGAAGCCAGGUGAUGGUUUAUGUAUUUAAAUGAUGAUCAGACUGCUGUAAAAUGUAAUCUGUUGCAACAAACAGACACCAGAAGUGAGGAACAGAAAAUUAAAUGACCCUUUCAAUGUUUAGAGCAGCAGGAACUCUGAGAGGCUGCAGGCGCAUCAGUGAGUUUGCGGCCGCUGUGCAGGGGGAGAGUGCUGAAGCAGGAACAGUUAAGAUGCAAAAACUACCGUUGUUAAAAUAAAUUGUGUUAACUUAGAAAAUGUGGGCGCAAUUUUCAUUACUUGUCAACAUUUUUCUCCAACGUUAAGACUGCUGCACAAGAAAAAAAAAAGACUGCUGCUUGCGUGGGCCCUUUGUAGCUGUGGGCCCCUGGGCCUGUGCCCAGUUUGCCCAUAAUCCGGCCUUGCAGAUCAGCACUAGAAGAUUCUAGAUGAGCAGAGACUAGUCAUACACAUUGGCUUGAUAAGUAGAUAAAAACAUUUCACUAUAACAUUGAGUUGCUGGUAAGUUGUUGCUGGAAUUGCUGGGAAAAAGUUGCUUGAGUAGCCAGCAAUUUUUUUCUAGUUCACUGUUAGCAUUGUUAGCUCAAUGUUAGCCUCUAGCCUACUUCACCCGAUAAUAGAGUAAAACAAUAAGAAUACCAUGCCUUUGUAGGUUUACAAAAAAUAGCUUCUGGGCCCCUCCUUUGAUUGGCCAACGUUCUUUCCACAAUGCUGCCGCCUUUUCCUGGCUGGUGUCAAAUUACAGAUGCUAAAACUGGCUCUCGGAGCAGGAAGUAUGGAGGCGGGACAGAAGGUAAAAAAAAAUAUAAAGGCUACAUUUCUCUUCAGCUCUUGUUAGAAAAACUGGCAACCACCAGUCGAUGAGAAGGACAUCUAUUUCAAUGUAACCUUCCUUCCAACUGGAUAGAGUCAUUAGAAGGUUAAGUGGUUAUUUCACCAUAAACUUCUUACUUAUUGCACCUUUAAACAACCAAAACCAGUUGACAUAACUUGGUUAAGGGACUUUCACAUUUAAAUUCAUAUGUGUAAUAUCACACCAGGACCAUCAGUUCUUUAUUUUUAGUUUCUGAGUCAACUGUCAAAUAAUUUCCAAGAUAAGUUAUUAAAAUUUGAUGUCAUCUCGAUGAUAUAUGUAGCUACUGAAUGAAAUUACUUUAAAACACCAAGAACAGCCCUUUAUAUCUUGUGGCCUGUCUGCGCUUGGCUAUAAAUGGCUGGCGGCCAGCUCCAGGCAGCCCCUCUGCUCGAAGGUUUAUCUUCUUUGGAACAUAAUUUGUUUCAUUGUAGCAGUGGCUUUAUUAAAUGCCCACAUUAUGACCGUAGGGCUGCGGACUGAUUGGUAAGUGCAAGCAACCAGAUAAGGAAAGAGAGGCAGAGCUUGUGCACAAUGUGUGUGAGGGAAGAGCGUGUGUGGGCGUUUGUUAGAUAGAGAGAAAGUCUGUGCAGUGGAUUGGGGUCAUGUUGCUCCUGAGAGUCAAAUAAAUUAACAAGAACCUUCAGGAAAUUAACAUAGGGAUGUGUGCGUGCCCACAUGCAUGCACUUGCAUGAUGCAUCAUGUCUGUUUCAGUGUCUCUGUCGGUCCCAUCGGGCUCCAUAAUUAACAGACAUGCUGUGCCAAUGGAGGUCAAGGUCAUGGCUGUUAUUAGUACCAGACAAGAGCAUCAUUCUGUCCUCUGAUGGAGGCCAGUGAGCUUGUACUACCGCUGCAAGCUCCAUUAACUGCCCUUGGAGCCAUUUUUUGUCCUCAUGUAUGCUCACAUCAGGCAUCAUGUCCCCAUGGCCUGUUGACCAUGACGUUUAACUAUCAUCACAUUCAGCUGGAUUUUUAUUUAAUUAAAUUUUCUGUGAGAUACAAGCAUUAUUUCAUAAGGAAUAUUUGUCCAAUCAUUCCACAUAACUUAUUUUUAAUUGUUUUUAAAUGAAAUUUCAUUAAAUGGCCAGUUUUGCUUAUGACCCCUGUCAUAUACUGUAAAAUCUGAUUAGUUCACCUUACUUGGAAAAAUCAGAGACCGUUAAUAAAAGAAGUACAUGGAAGUAUGUUUUGGAGCUACAACUAAGACAAAUUAUACAUAGAACUUGGAAAAAAUGCUUACUGAACAUGUAUUUCUGAGUUGUAUAAGCAGUGGUAAACAGGAGGCAAAUGUACCUUUGGCAUAUAGCAUUUAAGCACAUUUCAUUUUGUAUUAGUAGCUGCAACACAUAUCUAGAUAGACUACUUGUUUUUUUUAGUUGUAUUAUUGGUAAUAAAAACAAACUCCAGAAAACACUUAAACUAAAAUAUAAUAGCCCUUGUAGCGGGAUAAUUUUUUAACUCAUGUUUUACCUGCGAAACGGUGACAUAAUUCUAAAUGUGCCAUUUAAAAAUUCUUGGAAUUUUUUUAAGCCAAAUAUUUUCCAAUCCAUCUUCUGUUGUAUUUGUGCAUCGUGGAAUGAGCAGCUUAGCUAAACAUGCGAGUGCCUCCAAAAAGGGGGCAAAGCAUCCUUCAAUAUUCUCCUCUUGGUAUUCACUUGUUUUGAGCUCUGCUAGGCGAGUCACCAACUGACCCCUGACAGCUUUGGACAGUUCCUCAGGACAAUAGGACUUGGUCACUGGCAUGAAAAGGAGGGCCGUUCUGUUGUGGCUGUGUAUCUAUAUCUUUACCACUGACCCAGCCAUGCAGUGUAAUAAGGAAUAAAGUGUUAAAAAAAAGCCAAAUUGUUUUUUUCUCUUUCUUUGCUUCUUACUAUGAAAAGGUGCAAGCAUCCAAUCCAGCAUCUCAAAACAAGAAACAUGGGAGUAUUUUAGGAGAUUUUGAGGGAUCAGGCUAUCCAACAACAUAACAUUUCUCCUACACCAGCUGGUAUUAUUAAAGGUGACAGAUGAUUGACUGAAAUGAUAAUUUAAAACUUUUUGGGAUUGAUUUUUAGUUUAAUUCAUCAAUAACCAACACAUCGUUUAUUAUGGAUCACAUUUUAAGCUGAUCAACUCAUGCAAUGAAAACAAAAACUGUUGGUUAAACAAACAAGCCGUUAGCAGAUUUAUCUAAUCCUUGACGCCUAUUUAAGGCGCGAGCUCGGUGAACAUCUGCGCACAGACUGACCGCGCGCGCUUUCUGUGCCCCCGUUUCCUUGCGCACAUUCACUCCGGUCAUUCCUUAGCGAUGUAUCUCAUCUUUUAACUAAAAAGUAGGACAGAAACCUGGAAGGCAACAGUGGAGGACUGGGAUUGAAGGAUGAAGGGCAAAUGAGAAAACAGCUGACUGUCUGACAGACAGAGGAGAGGAGCGCUGUCGCAGAGGAGGAGGAGAGGAGCGAGGGAAGCAGGCGCAGCUCUCCAGAUUCCGCUCCGACGAGAGGGAGAAAAAGCACGCAUGAUGUCGACCUUCAUACCGGCUGAGAGGAAUUAUUGAGGUGCGCCAAGACGACCAUGUUGGACCAGCGUAUUGUCCACGCAUUUCCAAUUUUGCUGGCGUCUACUCUUAAAUAGUUGCGCCCAUUUGCCCCUCCAGAUUGCAGAAGAAGCAGAUAUCUAAAAAUCUCAUCUUCUGCAUCACCGGGGACAUCUUUUGGGGGAGUUCUUGCAUCCCUGGGAGCAAAGCAGAUUGCGGGUGAAAGGAGGAACACCUCUGCCUUCUCCACCUCCCUCUUACAUAAACGUUUGCGUGCCGUUAGUGUUCCCGUUCUCCCUCGACCCGUUUGCUGAGCCUCACGUGCAUCUCAUGCAGACACAGACAGACGUGGACAUUAUUCCACGCGCGCUCAGCCACACAGCCCACAUGCGCUCAUAAUCAAACGGACAAGCCUCACCCCUGUCACCCAUCUAACCCCCACCCCCACCCCCUCACUGUCUGAUGAGUCCCCGGCGCGCAGGUGGACGUGCGCCUUCUGUAGCAUCAUCUUCCUCAGAAGUACCGCUGUCAUCUUCAUCACCAUCACCAUCCUCCUCUUCCUCAACGCCACCAUGUCCUCGUCGCGCAAGAUUUCAUCCGAGUCAUUCAGCAGUUCGGUGGGCUCUGAUUGUGGGCUCGAGAGCUCCGGGGGAGACGGAGGGGAUUGUAUUCUGGAGCCGGCGGAGGAGAGCCGAGGUUGCCCCUUUUCCUCCUUCCCGUCGUCCCACAGAGCGGCUCUCUGGAACGGCCGCAGCCCCGGAGAGAGGCCGGUGUGCCCGUCGGGCGAGGAGAAGCAAGGACCCUGCGUGCCACACAAGAGGGCAACCAGGAGGAGACGGGUGAACCUCGACUCGCUGGGGGAGAGCCUGAGGAGACUCACCUCACCCACGACACAGACUGUUCAGGAAGCUCUUCAGCGAACUCUUCAAUUCUACAGACAACAAGAGAUCAGGUGUCAGAAAGUUGAAAGUGAGGAACGACGACGAGAAAAGAAAGAGGAGAAGUGUCCAUUUCUGGAAAGUUCUGGCUCAGAGGAAGACGUCUUACAAAUUCUUCAGUACAUGGGGACUAUACUAGGAGUACCCUUCUGCGAGCUGCGAGAGCAUUUCGGUGAGGAGUUCUUCAGCCUCUGCUUUGAAGAAAAUGAGCGAGUACUUCGGGCCGUGGGCGGCAACCUUCAGGAUUUCUUCAAUGGUUUUGACGCCAUUUUGGAACACAUUCGCACCUCCACAGGGCGUCGCGUCUCAUCUGAGAGCCCCUCCUUCCAGUGCAAGGAUCCCCACGAAGAGGAGAAAGGGAGAGGGAAAUUGAACAAAGUUGGCAGGCGUGGAGAACGAGAUGGAAGAGGGAAAGUGUUGCUUCUUCAUUGUUUCAACCCUGCACCUGUUGUCGGAUUAGUUAUGCCAGGUUUGAUUAGAGCCGUUGCCAGGCGGAUCUAUCAUUCAGAAGUGGAGGUGGAGGAGGUGCCACCUCUAACUCCCCUGUUGCCAAUCGAAGAUACAGAACUCACAGACUGUGACUCCACGACCCCCACACCCACUGCGUCCCCCACCGUCUCGCCCUCCUCGUCUCCAUCCCCUCCUUCUCUUUUUCCAACUUCUGUUCCUACAGUUUGUCUUUCCUUCCUAAUCCAGGAGACAAAUCUCCCUUCCCUUUUUUCCAUCCCGAACUCUGCCUCACCGAGCACCAGCCGCUCACCCCUCUCCACCAACCCCAGUGACCUGCGCAUCUCCCUGGCUACGUUUUGCCGUGCCUUUCCGUUCCACCUCGUCCUGGGGCCUCGCAUGGAGCUACUGCAGCUCGGAGAGGGACUGAGGAAACAGGCUCGCAUUGAGCCUCACCGGAGCCUCUCGUUUAGGGACUGUUUUGAGAUUGUCUCACCCAAGAUGGAUCCUUCAUUCCAAGGGAUAUUGCUGAGGCUCGCCUCCCCAUUCACCAUCCGCACCAGGCCUGACACCUCACAGACCGGCACCAAGGAGAAGGUGAUGGAGCUGAAGGGUCAGAUGAUCCAUGUGCCCGAGUCGUGCUCCUUGAUGUUUCUGGGCUCUCCACGGGUCGAUAAGUUGGAGGAGCUGAUGGGUAGGGGUCUCCAUCUGUCAGAUAUCCCCAUCCAUGAUGCGACACGAGAUGUUAUCCUUGUAGGAGAGCAGGCCAAGGCCCAGGAUGGCCUGAAGAAAAGAAUGGACAAGCUUAAGGCCACGCUGGAGCGAACCCACCAGGCUCUGGAGGAGGAAAAGAGGCGAACUGUGGAUCUCCUGUAUUCAAUAUUUCCGGGUGAUGUGGCGCAGAAACUGUGGCAGGGUCAGCCAGUGCCUGCACGUAAAUUUGAUGACGUCACCAUGCUUUUCUCUGACAUUGUGGGUUUCACCGCCGUGUGUGCCCAGUGCACUCCCAUGCAGGUCAUCUCCAUGCUGAACGAGCUCUACACACGCUUUGACUACCAGUGUGGCAUCCUGGAUGUUUACAAGAUUGAAACAAUAGGUGAUGCCUACUGCGUGGCUGGAGGGCUGCACAAGAAGGUUGACAGUCACGCAAAACCAAUCGCCCACAUGGCUCUGAAGAUGAUGGAACUGUCUGAAGAGGUGCUGACGCCUGACGGGAAGCCUAUCAAGCUAAGAAUAGGGAUCCAUACAGGUUCGGUUCUGGCAGGUGUGGUUGGGGUUAAAAUGCCACGUUAUUGCCUGUUUGGGAACAACGUGACUCUAGCCAGCAAGUUUGAAUCAGGAAGCCAUCCGAGGUGCAUCAAUGUCAGUCCAACAACCUAUUUAUUGUUAAAAGAUGACCGCUCCUUUUCCUUCGUCCCUCGCUCACGGCAGGAGCUCCCAGAGAAUUUUCCCAAGGAGAUUCCAGGGACGUGUUACUUCCUGGAGGCGGGAACUUCUCACAGCCACGCCUCACUCACCAGCUCUCGCUCCGCUCCUCCAGCCUCCAUGAGGAAAGUCUCCUACAGCAUCGGGACCAUGUUUCUAAGAGAAACAAGUCUGUAGAUCCCCACAUGAACCAAGCCACACCAGUACUUAACAAUGGGAAUUAUGAAUGAUCUUUGAACCCAAGGAACACGUAGGAAACACAAAUUUUGGGAUAUGCAAAAGCAUUCUGUAACAACUUGGAUACAUGCUUUCAUGGAAAAGAACAACGUGCUCUUCACUCCUCCUGAUGAACUGGGAAUCUUCUAUAAGACUUAAUGAACAUCAGCUAGACUGGUCUCUUAUCUUCCUUGAGGAUAGAUUUAAUCAAUUUGUAGAGAAACGUUAUUAUACACCUUAAUGAUCUGACUCCUCCUCACACACACACACACACACACACACACACACACACACACACACACACACACACACACACACACACACACACACACACACACACACACACACACACACACACCGUUCCUGGUCCAGACCAAACAGUACAGCGUGGAAAUGUGGACAGUGACACCGCCGUUCCACUCAAUCAUCCUGGACAUGUGCAAAUAGAACAAACAUAACUUUUUAAUAAUGAGGUGGGUGCUGAAGAGUGAAUUUGUAGGACUCGUCACUACAAAUGUUUGCUGUGCAUCAUGUCCUCUUGUACAAGAUAGACCACUAAAGAAAACCAGUAUACAGCUCCCUGCCCUUAAAUCAUCUCAUUUAUUACCAGACAUCCAUGAGAUCAGCUGCUUUUUACCUCUAAACCAUCAAACUGAGGCCAGUAGAGCAAAUGCAAAUGAGAGGCACAAACAAGGAGAUUUGUUUAUCUAUCUAUCUAUUUAUUUAUUUUUUAACAGACACUAAUCUGAAAAUACAGUCUUCUAAACCACAGCAAGUCAUAGUCAACAAUAAAGUCACCCAUUUUAAUGUUUUUUCUAGGUUCUCAAAAAUAAAAUCCCCUCUCAGUGCCUUAAUAUCCCAUUAAAAAGACACUUACAGAAAGGUUUAAAGUAAAAUAUUUGAAUUGCACAGGAUGUGCUUCAUUAGAUUUUUUUUUCUGUUUUAAUGAAAGCUAUUCAUGUGUCAGACAUUUGAUAUCACAUUUAAAACGAUGCAGGCUACAACCAGCUGCUUUGAGCUGAAUCUGGGUUCUGUUUGCUUGUUUUGAUGCAAUUUUUGUCCUAUUAAUUUUCUCUGGAAAAAAGAUGAAAGUCGGACUGGUGAAACUGGUAAAACUGGUUAAAAUGGUCAAGUUUUAUGAUGUACUGAAAUUAAUGCAUUUGUUCUCAUGCCUGCAAUAAUAAUAAUAAUAAGGCUUUUGUUCUUUAUCAUACAUGUUUUACCUAAUAUUUUAGAUCGCGUUCAACAACACUUUACACUUUUUUGCCCGAAUUUAUAAAAUCGUCAAAAAUUAACAGUAGUAAUAAUCCUUACAAUAAAUACGUAAUCUUAAUCAAACUUGUGCACAGAAUUAAUAUGGCCUCAUACACUUUCUUUCUUUUAUUUGAUUUAGCAUCAAUUAUAGGUUUAAACAUGUAAUUUAAGUGCACUUGUUUUGACUUUAAAAUAUUAAAAAUCUCAGGCCAUCCACAUUUUUAUGGGAGAAGAUUUGUGCCAAAAGGAUCAACCAAAAAUUACAAAUAUAAAAUACAGUCUCACACAAAAUAUACCAGAAUAGAACAACCAAAAAAAAAAACACUUCAGAAGUGGGAUUUUCAAAUGCAAAAAAAUAUAAAUAAUACUACUACUAUUACUACUACUACUACUACUACUACUACUACUACUACUAAUAAUAAUAAUAAUAAUGAUAAUAAUAAUCACUCUAAGUAGAAAAAGAACUAAAUCAAAAAGAAAUAUUUACAUUUCAGAAUUAAAUUUUUAUUUUUACUCUUUAGCUAUUCAUAUUUUAUUUCUUUGAUACACAUUUUUGGUCCUCACUUAAUUCUGCAUUAUUCAGACUUCAACCCUCUCAGGCUCAAAAUUAGUUUUGGUGAAAAGGCCAACAACUAAGUCCUUCAGGGGUACUUCUGAGUAAAAAAAUGCUCAUGAAAUACGUAUGUGGAGUAGCCAGGUAGGUAGGUUUUAACUGUUGCAAAUCUGCAACACCUGCAUCCAGAGGGUUAACUGGCUCAGUGACCUAGUGGUAUAAGUGUCCACACUGAGACUGAGAGAUUAUGGGUUCAAAUUCAUGGUCGGGUCAUACCAAAGACGUUAAAAAUGGGACCCAAUGCCUCCCCACUUGACAUUCUUUGUGUUUGAGGGAUGAACACCAAAUGGUUUCCGAGGGUGGUUGUGUUUGCAGCCCACCACUUCCCCAGGGGAUGGGUCAAAUACAUAGAACACAUUUUGCACACACCAGUGUAUGCAACAACUAAUGGAACUUGAACUUUUGAGGCUUUUGUUCUGUAAGGCAAACAGCUCUUUACUUCAGUUUCACCUCAAUUUUGUUUCUGCUCAGUUUUCUGUAUUUUUUUUUUAUUUUGGCUCUUGCUUUUGAAAGAAAGUUUCAGUGGAAGUUUGUGUAUGGCAAACAGCUUGAGCCACACACUCCAAACCCUCAUAACCAAUUAGAUCAAAGCAUUAACAAGCCCCUUCCACAAUUCUAAAUAUCAAAAGGCCUAGUUUAAAUGUAAAAAUAAAAUAUGUUUUAAUUUUGAUAUUUAGACAUAUACUCAUGAAUUAGUUAUUUUUCUUUGAAGAGUGAUUUUUUUUUUUUUUGCUUUAGAAAUUCAAACUUUCCUUGAAAUUGUAUUUUAAGUAGCUUUUUGGGUGUAUUUUGUGUGGAACUAUAUUUUUGGUUCAUCAUUUUGGCACAGCUCUAAUCCCAUACAUUUAAUAGUUGCUCUUUUAACUUAAACGUGAGAAUGUAACCUUCUCCUUUUUUAUAAUUUAGAAUGUCUUUUAAUAUUUUACAUACUCAACAUGAACACACCAUUAUUUAUUAUUCAGUGCAAAUUAUUUUAAACAUAAGCUGAAGGUAUAAAAACACCUUAGACUGCAUUAGUGUUCCCUAUAAAAACUUAUUUUAAAGUCAUAACUGAUGCAAAAACACAUCAUAAUUUAUUCGUGUAUUUAUUUUUUUUUAGAUCUGACUAGUUUAAAACAUAGACAGAUUUAAACUACUUGUAUGUGCUUAAAACUUCAGCUGGUUUCUCUUUUUUGUGUCAUGUUUUAUCAGCUGACAAAAAUACCUUAUUAUUGUCAGCUGCUCAUACAGAUGUAAAUAGACAUGUAUGGCAUCAUCCAUGGGUGGACAGGGAGACUUAUUUCAUAACAUUGUGCCAAAUGAUGUAGCAAAACUCAAAAGAAAAAACAGAAAUGUGCCAAUUUGAUUCAGAGACACCACCAGCACAAGGUUGAUCAUGGUUUGAUUUUCUUUUAAAUGAAAGGAGAAUACCUGAGCCAUCCUGGAACACAGAUCAUAAAAAAAAUAUAUAUUUUAUGAAUUAAAAAGCUGAAUUGUUCAUCAAUAGCUGGAGAUUGGAAUCGGAGAGUUAACCUGACACCAGCAGAACAACAUGGUUGAAGGAAAUAUGUCCUUUAGAAACAUAAAAGUGCUGAAUCUGUACAAUAAUGAAUGAUGGCCAUUGCUUUUACAUUAAAGCAGACUGAAGGACCUGAGGUUAACUUUAAACUAAAAGACAAAAAUGAGCAAAGACCUGAAUGGUUAAACUUAAUUACUUUACUAUGUUUAUAAUCAAGUCAUGCUUUGAAAUCAUAUUUAUAAAAAUGUAUUAUUAAGUAGUGUCUAUAAACAGCUGUUAAAUAAAGAAAAUGACAAUGCAGCAGUUUUUUUCUUUAUUUCUUUUUAAUCAAUUUUUAUCAAUACAAAUAUUAUUACCUUUAUAAUUUAUUAUUAUUAUUAUUACUAUUAUUGUUAUUAUUACUACUACUAACAAUGACCUAAUACAUUGUUGUACAGACUUCAUUACUGCGGGAUAAACCUGCCAAAUCGCUCAUUAUUGCCAUAGUUCAUUGCUGUCAAGAUGUUUUUCUCAGCAGUUUCACGGGAGAGCAUAAAAAAGCUCAUCAGCACUUUCUUUUGGAUCAGUUUCAGAAACGAAAACAAGAGUUUUUGCAGAGGUGGAAAAUGUUAGUCUAAUUUGAAGAAUAUUUUUCCAUUUGCCUCAAAUACAACUGUAGAAACACAACAAAACAUGGAUGGACUAUUUUUUGAAAAUAUUUUUGUGUUUCCUGGUUGUGAAGGAAUAACUAACAUUUCUCUAUGCAAAAAUGUCCAAAAUGUCAUAUUUGCAUAGCUUUUAGCUGGAAAAUGCUAACUCUAGGCUGCAGUAAAAUACUGCUCGUGUACUAAUUCAAAACUAGGUGCCAAUGGUGUAACUUUAAGCAGAGCUUGUCUGAAAUUUGAAUUAACUUAAAGAACACUCCCAGCUCCAAAUCCAAGUUGGUACCUUUGUGCAAUGAACUUGUUAUGGAGAGUGUGAUGUUUUUAACAUGAGUGAUCAUCAGAAAGCUAAGUUCCAUUUUAAACAGAACCAGAACCUGCAGUAGUCAUGUGGGACCCAUAGUGUUAUCUAAUGGUUACAAGAUAGAAAAUCUGAGUUUUUGUGCUACAAACAUCUUUCUGCCUGCAUUGCUUCAUUUUCACAUGUCAAACAUGUCACUGCGUUGGCAGUAAUAAUAAACUGUCUUCACAGAUGUACGAAAAAUCUCCUGAGAGACAUCACAGGAAGAGCUCUGCUGUUUAAAACCUCACGUCGCUGCGACUUUCACAUGUUAAUGCGGUCUGUCCCUCUGGUGAUAAUGCAUAUAUGCAUUAUUGUGUUCGUGACAAAGCUGUUGUAGCAUAAAUGUAGUGCAGGUGUUGUUCACGCUCAGCUUCAGCAGCGCUUUGAGGCUAAAUAAAGGAUGUUAUGCCAGCAUCACACCCACACAACUUGUGUCCAGUGCUCAGAUCUCCAAGUCUGCAUUUCUUGUAUAACAGUUGAAAUCUGAAGAGCUUUGAUGUUGUGUUGCAGGUUCUGGUUCUUUACAAAAGCUAUGGACCAUUACACGUCAGGUCACACCAUUAAUUACACACUUUCUGUCACACUUAAAGAAAUUAAUCACAGAAUUUAUUUAAUUAUGCAUAUUCAUGAUUCUUUUUAUUCAUGUUUUUAAUACCGAUGUGUUACUGAUUUGUGUUAAAAGGAUGUUGUUUUAUGUAUGUUUUUUAAUCAGGAAGACAUAUUUUAAAAACUUGUCAUCUUUUUUCCAAAGUCCCUCAUAGAACAAUAAGCCUAAGCUGCGCCGGUCCCUUUUUCUUUCAUAUUGACUCAGUUCUUAAAGCAGCUAUUCGUGUACCUCCUAGGUCAUCAACUUAAAAAAGGUAAAAUUCACAAUAUUCAACAUUGAUCCUCAGUCUGUAUGAUGUCACUCAUCUGAAAAUAGUAGCUUUUACUUUUUUCUUUCUUGUGACACA